Molecule: messenger RNA, 1386 nt
Organism: Iphiclides podalirius (scarce swallowtail)
Lineage: Eukaryota; Metazoa; Arthropoda; Insecta; Lepidoptera; Papilionidae
Source: the annotation of a GenBank genome assembly
AUGUUAGACAGCAGCACAUUCCAGGAUCUGGCUUCACUGCCGCUGCACCAGAAUUGCGACCAUCCUGCCGUCAUGAACCCAAAGAAGUGUGCUACGGUGUGCAAUAUCAAUAAGAACCUGUUGAGUGUGGAUUACGCGGUGGUUGCACUUGCAGCAUAUCCAGAACUCAUGUCCUCAUCCGAUAUUCCAGCCGACGUGAAGGGGCGUGUUCGUGAAAUACUCGGGGAUUGCUCCCAAAGCUCCGUGGGGUCAUAUUCUCCUUCCGGCGGACUACGAAUGGUCCGAGAAGCGGUCGCGGCGUAUUUGACGGAACGCGAUCAAGCGCCUGCGAGAGCCCAGGAUAUUUACCUUGGCAACGGCGCUGCAGACCUCAUCAGGGCAGUCCUUGCCAUGUUUAUCGGCGACAUCGACGGGAAACCACCUGCGGUGAUGUUACCGAUCCCCCAAUACCCACUUUUCUCCGGCUUCUUGUCGGAGCUGGGUCUGCUCCAAGCCAGCUAUUACCUGGACGAGGAACGGAACUGGGCACUGGACACUUGCGAGCUGCAGCGUUGCUGGAAGCAAGCGAGCAUAUGCAGCCACGUACGUGUGUUAGUCAUCAUCAAUCCCGGCAAUCCCUCUGGACAGGUGCUGUCUGUAAAGGACUUGGAGGAGAUUGUAAAAUUCGCAUACGACCACGAUCUGUUCCUACUCGCCGACGAAGUUUACCAGGACAACAUUAUAGGCAAAAAAUUCCAUUCUUUAAAAAAGGCAAUGAAUAAUAUAAUACGAGUUAUGUACGCGAUGGGUGAACCAUACAGGAGUAUGGAGCUGGCAAGCUUUGCGACGUGUUCGAAGGGCUGGGCGGCGGAGUCGGGGCUGCGGGCCGGAUUCCUGGAGAUGGUGGGCGUCCAGGGCGGAGUGGCGGCCGUUUUUGAACGAACGCGUUCCUUGCUUCAGUGCCCAGGCGUGCUUGGCCAGUGCGCUCUCCAUUGCCUCGUGCAGCCACCGCUGCCGGGGGAGCCUUCGUACGAGCGCUACAAGUCCGAACGAGGGCCGACAGAGAUUGCAUUGGCCGAACGAUCGGCCACUGCCUUCAACGUAUUCAACAGUAUUCCCGGCUACUCCUGUAACUCCAUUCAUGGGGCAGUUUUUGCCUUUCCACGCGUGGAGAUACCGAAGAGGGCACAAAAGGAGGCCCUUGAGAAUGGCCGCAACCCAGAUGAGUUCUACUGUCUGCAGCUACUCGAGGAGACCGGUGUGUGCGUGGUGCCUGGUUCCGGUUUUGGUCAGCGUGAGGGAACCUUCCACUUCCGAACCACCAUCCUACAUCCACCACGAGAGUUCAACUACAUGAUGGAAUCUAUCAGACGCUUCCAUUUGCAUUUUCUCCAACGCUACUCAAAU